ACAGAAUAGAAAUUACUCAUCUAAUCUGUGGUUGUACAGUGUACUUGUUUAUAUUUUUCGGUUUUCCUGCUGUAAAUUGUGUUUCCACGAGCUUUGCAUUGUUUCAUAUAAAGUUUUUGAUUUAUUGACCUCAGAAGUGAUAUUUUAUCAUUAUAAAUUUAAAGAUACUUCAAUUAAACUUGUUAACAGAAUCAUUUUUAAAGAGAGGUUAAAUAAUAUUAUACUGUAAGCACAUCUCCGAUCUACAUCUCCUAUCUAUAUAACGGCGUUCGAAGAUUGUAGUGUAACUCACAUUAUAAUUUAUAACAAAUGAUGAAGCUAGUGGAUCCGGUAGUGAGAAGUUUUAAGGUGGCCAAAGUGUUUCGAGAAAAUACAGAUAAAAUAAAUAGUAUAGAUUUUUCUCCAAGCGGCGAAACACUCAUAUCAUGCAGCGAGGAUGAUCAGAUUGUUAUAUAUGAUUGCGAAAAAGGAACACAAAUGAUUACCGUAAAUAGCAAAAAGUAUGGUGUGGAUUUAAUACAUUUUACACAUGCAAAAAAUACUGCAAUACAUAGCUCAACUAAAGUUGAUGAUACUAUUCGAUAUUUAUCAUUGCAUGAUAAUAAAUAUAUAAGAUACUUUCCCGGGCAUACCAAGAAAGUUGUAACUUUAUGUUUAUCACCAGUAGAAGACACUUUCCUCUCCGGUUCCUUAGACAAAACUUUGAGACUAUGGGAUUUAAGAUCACCGAAUUGUCAAGGAUUGAUGCACUUGUCAGGAAGACCCGUAGCUGCCUAUGAUCCAGAAGGACUUAUAUUUGCAGCUGGUGUAAACUCAGAAAGCAUAAAAUUGUAUGAUGUAAGAUCGUUUGACAAAGGGCCUUUUGUUACAUUCAAAUUAAAUCAAGAAAAAGAAUGCGAUUGGACGGGACUAAAAUUUUCAAGAGAUGGGAAAACAAUGUUAAUUAGUACAAAUGGAUCCAUCAUUCGUUUGGUCGAUGCUUACCAUGGCACACCCUUGCAAACAUUCACUGGCCAUCUCAAUAAUAAGGGUAUACCUAUUGAAGCCUCGUUUAGUCCAGAUUCACAAUAUAUUUUUAGUGGGUCAACUGAUGGUCGGGUUCAUGUGUGGAAUGCUGAUACCGGUUAUAAAGUGUGUGUUUUAAAUGGAGAUCAUCCGGCUCCAAUACAGUGCGUUCAAUUCAAUCCAAAAUAUAUGUUGUUGGCUUCAGCAUGUACAAACAUGGCAUUUUGGCUCCCUACAAUUGAUGAUGUGUAGUAUAUGGAAACAUAUUAAUAAGAAAAUUUAUGCGACCCAGUGAAAAUGUUGGUAACAUAUUAUUCAUCUUUAAAAAAACAUUAAAAUCAGUAUAAAGUAAUUUUACUGUAACUUCUACAAAACUACUUUGUGGCAGUAAGCAGCAUGAUCUUGUGGAAUACAAUAUUUUUUAUGAA
Molecule: messenger RNA, 1433 nt
Organism: Aricia agestis (brown argus)
Lineage: Eukaryota; Metazoa; Arthropoda; Insecta; Lepidoptera; Lycaenidae
Gene: Wdr82
Product: WD repeat-containing protein 82
Exons: 1
Coding region: 310-1257 (315 amino acids)
Cellular component (GO): Set1C/COMPASS complex
Molecular function (GO): chromatin binding; protein binding
Source: RefSeq, a predicted model, not a curated record